AUGUUACCAACUCCAAUUAUAAAUGAUAUAGACUAUGAUAGAGUAUAUGAGCCAUCGGAGGACUCAUUUUUGUUACUAGAUUGCUUUGAACAAGAACAAGGAACAUUACAACUGAAAUUGAAGGGUAAAUUGCCGAUUAUAACUGAAAUUGGGACUGGAUCAGGCAUAGUUACUACUUUUAUACUACAGAAUAUACUUCAAAAUGGUGUUUAUAUGACUACUGAUAUAAAUCCGCAUGCAUGCAAUCAAGUACUACAAACUUUGAAAGCUAAUGGUCAAAAUAACAAGGUUGAUUCACUACAAAUGGAUUUAACGGGUGCUAUACGAUCGAAUUUGAUAGAUAUUUUAAUUUUCAAUCCUCCUUAUGUACCAGCUGAAGAAGUACCAGAUAUACCUGAUUCCAAUGAUGAUCCAACAUGGUUGGAUGUUGCAUUAUUAGGGGGAGAAGACGGAAUGAAAAUUACGUGGAAGGUGCUACGAAAUCUUGAUAAAAUUUUAAGUAGUGAUGGAAUUGCAUAUAUCCUAUUCUGUGCAAGAAAUAAACCCGAAUCCAUACAAGAGUAUAUGCAAUCCAGUGGUUGGAAAGUAGAUAUAAUACUAACUAGGAAAGCUGGUUGGGAAGUUUUAAGUAUAUUGAAAUUUUAUAGAUAG
Messenger RNA from Insectozyma verbasci, 651 nucleotides. The record is from the annotation of a GenBank genome assembly. Lineage: Eukaryota; Fungi; Ascomycota; Pichiomycetes; Serinales; Debaryomycetaceae.